Molecule: messenger RNA, 3208 nt
Organism: Haplochromis burtoni (Burton's mouthbrooder)
Lineage: Eukaryota; Metazoa; Chordata; Actinopteri; Cichliformes; Cichlidae
Gene: sesn2
Product: sestrin 2
Exons: 10
Coding region: 1354-3102 (582 amino acids)
Biological process (GO): regulation of response to reactive oxygen species; negative regulation of TORC1 signaling; cellular response to L-leucine
Cellular component (GO): nucleus
Molecular function (GO): L-leucine binding; oxidoreductase activity, acting on peroxide as acceptor
Source: RefSeq, a predicted model, not a curated record
AGAAGGACUGGGUUGAUAUUUCCAGCAUGUCUGCCACACAUUAGCUCAGUGACCUGAUUCAGCACACAGACAUUUUAGGUACUUCCCAGGUGGCAAUGUCCAAUACAAAGUCCGAGAUGUUUUCGGUAAAGUGCUGGGUUCUUGUAUAAUUAAAGGAUUGCUGCAGUUGUGAAGGUAACAGAAUGACAUCAGUUAAUCUACCAUUUAAUUUCAGUGAUUUUGACUAAAUGAUAAAAGUAAUUAUAUCAUCAUCAUACAUAACAAAGUUGCGCACUGACUGGUGUCUGUUUCACAUUAAAUAUUAAACUUAAGCUUUUUCAUUUUUGUAAUAUCAGUAAUUUUAUGACCUUGCUCAAGGCUUUGGUAAUUGAUGGGAAAUGUGUAAGUUUACAGCUUGCAUAAUUACUAAACACAAAAUACUAUCCAGGUAAAAAGACUAAUUGGGAUCAAUAAUGUCUUUUUCAAGAGAGAUCUAGCCAAGAUGGCAGCAGAAAUUGCAGAAAAGUAUAACAUAAUAGUUCUACAGAUAUACUAUUUGUCCAAAAAAAGACUGGAGUGAUUACAGUGUAGAACACAGAGUGGGUACAAUAAAGCAGAGUCAUAAGAAUACUUUCAAAACAGGUGAUUUCUUUAUUUUAUAUACAUCCCUUCAUGUAUCAUCUUGACUAAAACCUGUUUAUCAGUAUGAGCAAAGGCAUUAGGAAUAAAAUUUAAAAAAAAACCCGCCUGAAAUGAACACAUGCUCACUUUGUAAAGAAAAGAGAAAACAGACACUUAUGGAUACACUGUUACUGUUAGUAACAUUUAAAGAGACAACAGCCGCCUGCUGUUUAUCACAGGAAAGUUGCGCAUACGUCAUGAUGACGUUGCACGGGGGAAGCUCGCCAAGAUCUGAGCGGAAGGAGCGUGUGAAAACUCUACAUUAUUCCCGGUGCCUUACGCAAGAUAGUUUUAAGUUUAACUCGGCAUUAUGUCCACGAUGCCCAGUCCAAAUAUAAAUCAGCGGCUCGCGUUGUUUUCAUUACCGGAAAUCGUCAUAGCUGCGGCUGAAAGAGUCUGCAGCAUCUGCUAGCGUAGCGAGCUAACCGCCGGCAGCCGGCGUUCACGGUCAGGAAGCCGGGUGGGAAAAAAAGGUGGCGCUCUCUGAAGGUGGUUCGUCGGUGUUAAUAAUUUGCGAAGCAGACGAUUGCGCAGUAAAAAUAAGAAGACCGGCGGCAGAUACCUCGAGGUUGUGUCAGUGAAGAAGAAUACAUGUUUCCAGCUAACGUUAAGGGUCAGCGUUAAAUUAAUACUUUAGGCUAACUGCUGCUCGGUAACGACAGGCAGCUCAACUCUACAAAGGUGCUCCGGGACAUGGCCAGUAAUCCCGCGGCUACCUGCCAGGCUAAUGGAGACAGCAAGCCGGGAGGAGUGCCCGCCGCUCGGCGUUCGUGUGGCCACCGGUCCGAGUCUGAAUCUGAUGCUGGACUGACUUCGAAGAGCUUAGCGCGAUUGUGCAGCAGGGAUGACGGGGAGCGGAGAGCGGCUCUGGAGGAGUUAAGCCAAGGGGUUCUCCAGUGUUUAGACCUGGAGCGGCACGGCUCGGAGCGACUGCGUAAACAAACUCUUCUGCAUCUGCUCCGGCUGUCCAGGUCGUGUCCGCUGCAGGAAGUACGGGAGAGAGCCGUCGAGCUCCUGCGGACCGCACAGGAGCAAGGAGUCCAGGUACCUCGGGCUCUGGCCUCAGGUCCAAGUGCCUUUAUCCCUGCAAAAGAGAUUUUAAAAGGAGGGCCAAACCAGGAUGUCCUGAUUGAGUCUUUUCUUUCGCUGGGGCGUGUGGAUCACAUCUCUAUGGUCAUGGCGAUGCACCCAGCCUACCUCUGCUGCUUCCUAAAGACCCAGCAUGCUUUGUUGGAGAUGGACGGCCCCUUGCCCCGUCACUGGAGACACUACAUUGCUGUCAUGGCUGCAGCUCGGCACCACUGCUCAUACCUGGUGCAGCAGCACAGCGCAGGCUACUUGGAGGCCGGAGGGGAGGAGAGCUGGCUAAGCGGCCUGGAGCACGCUCCCGCCAAACUCCGCAGCUUGCAAACACUCAACAAGCUGCUGGCACACAGACCCUGGCUCAUUACGCAGCAGCACAUCCAGGAACUGGUGUGCCCCGGAGCAGAGCCUCGCUGGUCACUGGCUGAACUGAUACACGCCGUGGUGCUCAUGGCGCACGCUCACUCGUUGUGCUCGUUCGUUUGGGGCUGUGGUUUAAACCCAGAACCUGACCACAUUGGGGGCUACACCUUUCAGCCUCCAUCACUUUCUCACAGUCCUCACAGCCCCGCACACAGCCCCGCUCACGAGGACGGCAGGCACGAGCUGGCUGAUGGAGCCGUGGAGGUGGAGGUGCUGAUGAAGAGGAUGGUGGAGCUGCAGCAGCAGCAGGAGGAGGAGUGCACACAGGAGGAGAUGGUUACUCGCUUUGAAAGGGAGAGGAGCGAAAGCAUACCUACGGGUACAGAUCUGACUGCUUACCCCUGCAUCACUCUCAGUCACCUGUUGACUCACCACUUCCUCUCUGUUGUUGGUUUAGCGGUGGUGAGGGGCGCUCCACCUGACCUGGUGUUGCGUCUUGUGGAGGAACCAGAAUUCAGAUAUGAGGACUUUGCUCCCAGAGGAGAGCAGGCACCACCCACCAUGCGAGCACAGGACUAUUCAUGGGAGGACCAUGGAUUCUCUCUGCUUAACAGGCUCCUGCCAGACAUGGGCCAGCUAUUGGAUGAAAACUUUCAGAUUGUGUGCAACUUGACCUACCACAGGAUGGCCAUGCAUGAAGGCGUGGAUACUCACACUCUAAGAAAAGCUCUGUGGAACUACAUCCACUGUCUUUAUGGAAUACGAUACGAUGAUUACGACUACGGCAGUGUGAACGUGUUGCUGGAACGCUCUCUGAAGGUGUUUGUAAAAACCAUGGCCUGUCACCCCGAGCAGACCACAGCACGCAUUUACCACUCCUUCUGGAGACACUUCAGACACUCUGAAAAGGUUCAUGCCAACCUAAUAGUGAUGGAAGCCCGGCUACAGGCGGCACUUCUCUACAUCUUACGAGCUAUUACACACUACAUGAGAUGACAGCCUCGCUUCACUUGCACACAUUUUUGCAGAUGCUGAGCCAGCUGUGAUUUACACCACAGUCCAAUCCUUGUGUACACACACACACACACACACACACACACAC